AUGGCCGAUGCCCUCUCGGUUACAGACUUCGCACCGAGAUACGCCACGGUCUGCCGCAGCAGCUCGGCUCAACGCUCCGACCCCAAUGACGCAACUGUCAACCGCAGCCAAUCAUCAGUCACGCUGCGGCCCAGGAGGAAAGGCCGGCCCCCGACUCCGCCGAAACGGUCGUGUUCCUCCAUCUCCGGGGGCGACGGGCUGGGGGAGGGGCUGGGGGUAGUAGGGAUCAGGGAGAGGAGAGCCAGCGACUGUGGAGGGCUGGCGGAGAGGAGGGGGGAGGGGGGGCUGGUGAGGUCAGAGGGGGCGGGGGGGAGCGUCCGGAGCAUCGCCGCCAUGUUGGAGACAUCGAUGGGAGGAGUUGGUCCUGGAGGGGGAGGGGCCAAGACCCUGCCCAGAACCAUGGGAGGCAGAGGCAGCUACCUCAACCCUACACAGUUUAGUCCGGGGCGGCGUUACGUCGCCAGGCCGGGUCAGGUGGUCUGGGGUCUCAUGUGUAAUCGUCGCCAGGCCGGGUCAGGUGGUCUGGGGUCUCAUGUGUUAGUCCGGCGGCGCUGCGCCGCCAGGCCGGGUCAGGUGGUCUGGGGUCUCAUGUGUAAUGUGUGUAUAAUCCGGCAGGUUAGUCCGGCGGCGUUGCCCGCCAGGCCGGGUCAGGUGGUCUCGGAACCCCGCCCACGCUCCACGGUCGUCACGCCGACAGGAGAAGGGCUUAUUACGGAUGGAACAGCGACCAUCAACCGAAGGAGAAAGCCCCGCCCCCCCAACUAUUCUGACGCAGAGAAGUUCCAUCUGACGGAGACAGACACCAUUCGGCGACGCCCACGCAGCAAUGACCAAUCAGACAACAGCACAACCAGCAGCAGCCAACCAGAGAUUAGCACAACCAGCGUCGACCAACCAGCGAGCGCCAUACCUGGCAGCGACCAACCAGAGAGCAGCAGGAAGAGCGUUGACCAACCAGAGAGCAGCAUUGACCAAUUGCAUCGCAGCCAGUUGGCCCCCCAGCAGGUGAACGGAGGGGUCGACCAAUCACACCGCAUCAUCCUGCGGAUGCGGCCCGGGUCGGAGGCUGAGGGGGAGGUGGCCUCUCGCAGGGAGAGCUGUGAUAGGCCAGAAGUCAGGAAACCGCUGAAGCCGCCGGUGUCGCCCAAACCCUCGAUGGCGGCCGUGAGGAGACAGCAGCAGGACCCCCCCACCCCGACCAGACGCGUCCCCUUGCCUGGGCCUGAAGCUGACAGUCCUGCAGAUCCGAGGUGGAUGCCUCCCCCAGUCUCCUUCAAACCCUGCCCUCCUCCCACCGGUCCUAAACCCACCAAACCCUCACUCUCCUCCCCCACCCCUCUCCCUAGACCUCUCCCUAUCCCAGACACCCUCACCCCACCCUCCCUGUCCCCUGUCCCCCCCUACACCUCCUCCUCCUCUCCCACCACCAGCCCCUCCACUCCCCAGACCCCCUCCACCCCCGGUUCCACCCCCCACCCCGUCAAGCCUCCCCGCUCCUCUAUUUCUGGCCUCUCUGUCGACCUGCUUUCUCUACUGGAGGAGAAGACGACAGUCAACAUUCUAGAUGACAUCGGCAGCAUGUUUGACGACCUGGCGGACCAGUUGGACGCCAUGUUGGACUAG
Oncorhynchus gorbuscha (pink salmon) is the source of this 1623-nucleotide messenger RNA. Its product is annotated as caskin-1-like. The coding region runs from base 1 to 1623 and encodes 540 amino acids. The record is from RefSeq and is a predicted model, not a curated record. Lineage: Eukaryota; Metazoa; Chordata; Actinopteri; Salmoniformes; Salmonidae. The transcript has 7 exons.